Ostrea edulis (European flat oyster) is the source of this 1150-nucleotide messenger RNA. RefSeq lists its product as uncharacterized. The record is from RefSeq and is a predicted model, not a curated record. Bases 160 to 804 code for a protein of 214 amino acids. Lineage: Eukaryota; Metazoa; Mollusca; Bivalvia; Ostreida; Ostreidae. The transcript is spliced from 2 exons.
CAACAUAUUGCCCGCUUUGUGAACUGGUGUAUUUUAGCGUUGGAAUCAUUUCAUGCCCGCGAACAGCUUUGCGCUUUAAAAAUGUAGAUGCGUCUAAAAGCAUGAGUACUACUAACGUGUAAAAUGUAGAGAUGGAACACGAAUGUCUGUUAUACUAGAAUGUCGGGAAAGAGAAUUUGGAAUAAUCAAGUAGCAGCAUUUUGUUUGGGCAAUCAGAAAAUGUUCGACACGCCCAUUGGAGGUCACGGGGAACUUCCCUUUGACCCGGUAGUGAAGAAGUACUAUUGGGAGUACGACGAAGAGGGCUGGCACAGACGUCUGUUCUCCGGUUAUCCGUCAGGCUGGUUUGGCUUAAAAUAUGGGUUUACAAACUUUGGACGAAAAUACAUCAUGAAAUUAUGGAAAACCUUCAUUUCUCUUAUGAAAUUACAGAAAAGCUCGUGGAAGGACAAACUCGUUUGGUCCGACCGCGAGGACUUUUCUGAAUCACUCUCGGAAUACAUUGAUUUAAUGGCUGAAAUGCAAAGUCUGUUAUCUAAUUCCUCUUGUAAACAUGAUUGGUUACGAUAUCUAAGUAAUCGCAAAAUCCGCCUUUCGUUAACGGAGAGCGGAUGGGACGUCAUUGAUGACGAUCAUGAUGCCGACAACAAUGAGUGGGUGAAGUGGCUGCUUCUCUUUCCCUUUGCUGGUUCAGGUAAAAAGGUUACAUGCAAAGGGACAGGAUUAGAUCUAGUAUGGUGUAGGGUUACACAUUACAAGCAUGAGUGUGGGGUGUCGGAUCUAUUUCAUAGAAGUUUCACAUGAUGUAGAGUUUUUAAAUCAUUCUGUUAUAGUAUUUAGCAAUUUGCUCGUUUUUCACUAUCUUUAAGGUACAAAGAUACAUGCGUUUUAAUUAAACACUUUCUAGUUCAGUAGUUGAAAGAUCCAUCUUUAAAACCCUCUUCAUUGCAGAAUUUUAAUUGGGUUUUGUAAAUAAGUAGCACCACUAAUUUCUAAUUACACAUUCUACAGUUAUGUCUAACAACAUUAAUUGUAAUAAACAUUUAUGAAAUUGAAGUAUGCAUGUUCAUGUAUUCUUUGAAGUAGACUGUUAUCAAAUUAACCAGAUUUCGUACAUAUUCAGGCUUGAUAUGUAACUUUGGCUUUGCUU